AUGACAAAUUUAAAAAAAUUUUUUCUAUAUUCAAUAAUUUACAUAUUAUGUGUAUCUUCUUAUAUAAUCAGUUCAACUAACUUUAGAUCCAAUGAAAAGAUUAUAGAAAAAAGAAAUAUAAAAAUAAAACCAAGCAAACGUCAAUGGACUUUACCAAUAAACUUUGGUAUUCACACUCGUUUAGAUCGUUAUCUGAUAAAAAGAAUACUAAAAAUUGUUGAAGUAUCAACAUGUAUAAGAUUUAAUAGUGUGUAUAAAUUGCGUUCUUCUACAUAUGGUAUUCAUUUUAUUUCUUCAAAUGAUUGUUAUAGUCCAUUAGGAAGAAUGUUUGAAAAAGGUUGGCAAAAUAUACAUAUUGGAAAGGAAUGUAAAACUACUACAGGAAUAUUACGUCUAAUAUUGCGUGCACUAGGAGUAAUUUAUGAACAUAAUCGGAUCGAUCGAAAUUUUUAUGUAAAAGUACAUCCAGAAAAUAUGCAUUUAACUGAUUUAACAAAUUUUAAAAAAUCAAGAACUACUCCAAUUAACAAUUUUUAUUUACCUUAUGAAUAUGGAUCUUUAAUGCAUUUUGGAAUGUAUGAUUAUAGUAAAAAUGGAGGUAAAACAAUAUCUCUAAAGGAUCGUCUUUAUGAAAAUACCGUAGGACAACAGGAAGAACUUACUUUUAAUGAUAUAAAAACAUUAAAUUUGCAUUAUUGUUCUAAUAUAUGUAAAAAUAAAAUAAUAUGUAAAAAUCAUGGAUAUCAAGAUCCUAAUCAUUGUGAUAGAUGUAAAUGUCCUAAUUCAUUUGAAGGUUUUCAAUGUGAACGUUACAAAACAUUUCGUGGAUGUGGUACGAUUGUAUGGACGGUUCGUAAACAACCUACAUUUUUUAANUACAAAAAGUUAAACACAACUUUAAAAAAGAAGUUAUUAACAUGA
Strongyloides ratti is the source of this 921-nucleotide messenger RNA. Its product is annotated as Astacin-like metalloendopeptidase. The record is from RefSeq and is a predicted model, not a curated record. Gene Ontology annotation, biological process: proteolysis. The coding region runs from base 1 to 921 and encodes 306 amino acids. Gene Ontology annotation, molecular function: metalloendopeptidase activity. The transcript has 2 exons. Lineage: Eukaryota; Metazoa; Nematoda; Chromadorea; Rhabditida; Strongyloididae.